UGGGGGUGAGGAGAGUCCCCACUACAGGAUGCAAAGCAUUAUUUCCUAAAGGAUUUUUUUAUUAUUUUUCUUAAUUAGUGUUAUUUUGUUUUAAGCAUUUAUUCUACCUCUUUGUUAACUGCAUUGGAAUUUUGCAGUCAGGCAUAUAAGCUUCAGUGUUAAGCCCUGCUAAAAUUGUAACGAGAGGGUCAGGUAUUUCAUACUUGGCUUUAAAAAACCCACUUAAAAAGAAGUGUGUAAGUGGGCACAGAGGAAAUCACCCUGGAAUUUCUUCAGAGGUCAGGGAGAGGGCCAUUGAGCACCUUGGUGCUUUACAGCGAAGCAAGAGAGUGACUGAGACGGGAAAAUAUGUUUGUCACUUGGCUGUUACAGACACAAUUCCACUUGUGCACACUUGUUUGGUCCUGAUGAUGACUGAAGUCAAGCAAGUAAUUUUCUCUCAGUGGCAUUGAAAAUAAUGUUCAAGACAAUGUUUCACUUACUCACUGCUCUUGCGGUUCUCAAAAUCACUUUUGUCAAUGUCUCAGCUCAGCAGCAAUGGAAUUGUCCCAGUGGACCUCAAAUGCAGCAUGAAAAUUCCACUUGUACAGAUCUUACACCAUUCCUAGUUUUCAGCCAAGGAAACACAAUCUUUAGAAUAGACCUGGAAGGAACCAAUCACAAGAGAGUGGUGACCCAUGCUGGCUCAUCAGCACUGAUAGAUUUUCAUUAUGAAGAAGGACAAGUUUAUUGGAUGGAUGCUCAAGAAGGUCUUCUACAACGAGCGCACCUGGAUGGUUCAAAUCAGCAGGCCAUUUGCUAUGCUGGAAAAGAUAUUUCUGGAUUUGCUGUGGAUUGGAUAAAUCGAGGCAUUUAUUUGGCUCACUACCAGAAGACCACCAUUGAGGCAAUCAUCUUGGAUGGAAACCAUUCCCGAAUCCUUUUCAAAGAUGAACACCAUCCCACAAGCAUUGCAGUUGAUCCAGGCAAAAGGUUUUUAUUUUGGGCUUCCAAUGGGGAUGCUGGCAGAAUCUACAGGGCGGACUUGAAUGGAAAAGAAGCAUGGGAUGUUUUGAGGAGCACAGGAAAGAUCAAAACUAUUGCUCUGGAUUUUAUUGACAAGAGGAUCUUCUGGAUCCAGUAUGGUGAUGAUGGUACUUCCCACAUUGGAACCUGUGAUUAUGAUGGUGGUUCUGUCCAUUUAAUCAAACAGGCUGUGCGAAACCAACUCUAUGACAUGUGUCUCUUUGAGGAUGAUAUGUACUAUUCAGAAUCAACUGGUACUAUCUGGAGAGCCAAUAAAUACACAGGAAAAGAUAGAGUUGCAAUUAACCUGCAGCCAUCGUUCCCUUCACCUACUGAGGUUUUGAUAGUGCAUCCAUUAAAACAGCCCAAUUUUAGAACAGACGCUAAAGCAUUUGAAGUAAGACCUUGUCGUACAAACAGAAAAAGCUGCAAGACGAGACUCUGCGAGCACAGCUCCCAGACCAAUCAGUGCAAAUGUAGUAGAGGAUUUACCUUAAGUAAAAACAGACAACACUGUGAAGAUGUCAACGAAUGUGCACUGUGGAACCAUGGGUGUACUUUGGGCUGCAUCAAUAUCCCAGGCUCUUACUAUUGUACAUGUCCAAGAAAUUUUGUUCUACUACCUGACAAGAAAACUUGCCAUGAGCUAAUUUCCUGUCCAAGCAAUUACCUUCAGUGCAGCCAUGACUGUGCCGAGACACCGGGUGGACCUGUCUGCAUUUGUCCAGAAGGAUCAUUCCUUCAUCAAGAUGGAAAAACAUGCAUGGGACCCAAGCCAUUUCUAUUGUUUGCAAGCAGCCGAGACAUUCGGUGCAUUAAUUUUGAUGGAACUGACUACUCAAGUUUACUUGGUUGGCAGAUGGGAGAAGUCUUAGCUCUAGACUAUGACCCAGUUGAAAAUAAGAUUUAUUUUGCCCACACAACGUUGAAGCGGAUAGAACGAAUUAAUCUUGAUGGCUCAGACUGUGAAAAAGUUGUCCAUGAUGCAACAGAGAGACCCGAGGGGCUUGCUGUGGACUGGAUUAACCGUAAAUUGUAUUGGACUGACAAGGGGAGGUCCCACAUUGAAAUGAGUGAUCUAAAUGGAAUGCAGAGGAAAAUAAUAAUUCAAGAGGGUGUGUUUCAGCCUCAAGGGAUUGCUGUUCAUCCAUUUGCUGAGAGACUCUUUUGGACAGAAAGUGGGCUCCGUCCUCAGAUUGAAAGUUCUUCCUUGGAUGGCACCAGUCGUCUCAUUAUAGCUGAUUCAGGUUUAAUUUGGCCCAGUGGAAUCACAAUUGACUACCUAGCUGACAAAUUGUACUGGUGUGAUGCAAAACAGUCUGUUAUUGAAACUGCAAACUUGGAUGGAUCUAAACGGCAAAUACUCACACGGAAUGAUGUAGGACACCCAUUUGAUAUAACAGUAUUUAAGGAUGACAUUUGGUUCUCUGACUGGGCUAAGCAUUCAUUAAUGAGAAUGAACAAGAAGACUGGACAAAAUAAGGUACGCCUCGGAGGCAACAUUCUGAGGCCAACUUCACUGGUGAUCAUCCAUCCCUUAGCAAAACCAGGCCAUAUCUUCAUGGCUGAGAAGAGGCUGUCAGUGAACAAGACAUCAGCACUGGAUGUUCCAUACCAGCAUCUUUUAAGGAACAAUGUGUAUGGAGACAGAAAUGGAAAGAAUCUACAGACCCUGACUGCAGAAAUUUUGGUAUAUGGUCAGGAUGACUGUACAGCAUUGCAUUGUGAUGUCAAUGCUAAGUGCAUUUCAAAUGAAGAUGGCACCACUUGUCUGUGUCGGACAGGGUUCACCAAGGAAGACACAUUGUGCUAUGACAUUGAUGAGUGUGCUUUUAACCUGGAUCUCUGCAAUCAAAGCCUGUCAAGGUGUGUCAAUACUGAAGGCAGCUACAUUUGCAGGUGCCUUGUGGGGUAUACUGAAGAUGGGCUUCAUUGUUCUGAGCCUGUCAUACCAAGUACUGUGGCAACCAGUGCGGAGUCCACUGACCAAGAUGACAUGGUUGGCUGCCCGCCUUCAUACUGUCUCCAUGAAGGAGUUUGUGUUUAUUUUUCCAGUCUCCAAGCUUAUGCAUGCAACUGUGCACAAGGCUAUUUGGGAGAGCGCUGUCAGUUCAGCGACUUGGAGUGGUGGGAACAGCAACAUGUGAAACAAACCAAGAAGCGGAAUUUCACAACUGCCAUUUCCUUGGCUCUGUUAUUCCUGGUUCUCCUUUUGGGAGUUGGAUCUGCCUACUGCUACAGUAGACAGCAGAGAUUUGGCAAGAAGGAUCCCUGUGCUGAAAUAAUGAAAGAUGCUACAGGCGGCAACAGUGACAGUGAGAACAUGAAGCCCACAAGCGACGAUCCAUUGUUGAUAGCUGUAACGGAAUGUGAUGACCACAUCAAAGAGAGACCAAUGGAACUGAAAGACCACGAGGCAGAAGGUCUUGGCUAUUUCUGCCUCUCAGAACAAUCCUGAGCUACAGAAACCCGGACUCACUGUUGCCAGCCAAGGAAACAAUUGAACAGGCCUCUGUCACAUCAGGCUCAGAUAGGUGGGAGAUCCAGUCUUGUACAUCAAAGGGUGACUUUCAGCAGCUUCAGUGGCACGCCUGCCCUAUAAGCCCCUUUUGGAAAGCAGCUUUCUCUAUCUCCAGUCUCAUGUAGUCAGCAAACACAAGCAUUUCAGAGAGCCUUUCAGCUAAACUGAAUACUGUGAGGGUUCAUUAAGUAGGGGAAAUGUGUAAUCUCUGGAAACAGCAUGUAAAAGAACAUGGAAGAAGCACCCAGGCAAAUGCUACGCUGCUCACUCGUACUGUGCAUGCUGGAAGCACUGGAAAUAUUUUUGAUAUGAUCUCCCUGUGUUAAUACAUUCUUGAUAUUACUUCAAAGGCCAGCCAUGCUCACUUCAGCCAGCAGGUAAAUGGACACCAGAAAAAGAACUUCCGCUCUGGAGUUUGUGAAUCAUUUGAAUUAUCAUCUGAAUUAUGUUGCGGUAACAAAUAUAUCGUGCAGUUAUAGUAUGGGAAAAAAUAUGGCAGAACUAUACUCUCAGUACUGGGGAACUAUAGUUGUGGGCUAUCUAAAAUCUGGUGUGAAAGGAUUCAAAUAAAACAGCAUACUAUCCCAGAAUCUGAUGCAAACUGGAAAUCAAUCUGAACUCAUCAAGAAGUGAAUACAAGAGUUUCUUCAGUGGCAAUUCAAUGUGUAUUAACCCAGUCCUUUAGUGCUGUUGCAAAGUGGUUUUCUGUAAUGGGUUUGUUCUUACCAUUGGCUGCUGUGAGUUUGACAACUUCAGCGAUAAAAUUUCCUACUUUAAUAAUUGCUGGGAACAGGAGUUUUUGUCUAAUUCUUCAUUUAACAAAGCAGGAGACUUUCAGUGAAGGACUCAUCUUGCAAUGAAAAUAACAUAGUGGCUUAAAAAACAACAAAGAUAGUCUAUUUGGAGACCAGUGCUUAGAAGCUCAUAAGCAGUUCCCCAGUAGUUUAGAGUCUUAUCCUUCAUCAGUGAGGGACUUCUUGCGUUCUUGUCUGUGUCUUGGUUGUAUCUGAGAUAUGACUUCCGAAGACAUUCUCAUUGAUGUUCAAACAUAUAUACCAUUUAGCUUCUUUAAUAACAUUUUUUUAAAAUUGGCACUGUUAUUUACUAAUUGUUGGGAUCAAAAGUUUUUGUAAAUAAAUGUUAUGGAAACUAAUUAAAUAUCUCUUCCAAUUUUACAAACCUUGUCCAU
This is a messenger RNA of Sphaerodactylus townsendi, 4715 nucleotides long. It is a transcript of the gene EGF, whose product is annotated as epidermal growth factor. Lineage: Eukaryota; Metazoa; Chordata; Lepidosauria; Squamata; Sphaerodactylidae. The transcript has 21 exons. The record is from RefSeq and is a predicted model, not a curated record. Bases 458 to 3463 code for a protein of 1001 amino acids. Gene Ontology annotation, molecular function: calcium ion binding.